Messenger RNA from Erpetoichthys calabaricus (reedfish), 7002 nucleotides. It is a transcript of the gene dnajc12, whose product is annotated as DnaJ (Hsp40) homolog, subfamily C, member 12. Gene Ontology annotation, cellular component: cytoplasm. The record is from RefSeq and is a predicted model, not a curated record. Lineage: Eukaryota; Metazoa; Chordata; Cladistia; Polypteriformes; Polypteridae. Bases 143 to 724 code for a protein of 193 amino acids. The transcript has 5 exons.
UCCCUCAGUGGCUUGCUAGUCGUUGUUGUUUGUAGUUGUCUGUAGUUUGUAGUGUAAAGCUAACAAGGUAGAACCAGAUCUCAUAGUUUACUUAUCUAUUGGGCCUUUUUUUGCAACAUUUUGAAAGCAGCACAACAUUCAUAUGAUGGACGCGAUUUUAAACUGCCAGUCCCAGGAUUUAGAGGACUAUUACGCUUUGCUAGGAUGCGAUGAGCUGUCUUCGUCAGAACAGAUUCUUACUGAAUUUAAGGCACGAGCCCUUGAACGCCAUCCUGACAAGCAGCCAGGAAACCCACAAGCAGUUGAAGAGUUUCAAAAACUGCAGAAAGCCAAAGAUGUCCUCCUUAAUGAAGACAGUCGUUCCCGAUAUGACUACUGGAGGCGCUGCCAAAUCAGCAUCCCCUUUCAAGAAUGGGAAGCUCUCAGUGACUCUGUAAAAACGUCUAUGCACUGGGCCGUGAAGAGUAAGAAGGAACCUAUGUUGGAGGCCCCGGAAGAGCAGCAUAAUCACAGCUCCCAUGUUUCCACAGAGGAGAGUAAAGGCUGUAAUAGCAAAUCAGAGCAGAUUGAUUCUCUUGAUUCUGAAAUACUGGCUGAUAAUCAGAAAGCUGACUCACCUCAUACUCCAUCCUCUCCAAAUGAGAACUACUGGCAUUUGCGUUUCCGAUGGUCAGCUGACACCCCUUCUGAACUCCUGAGGAAAUUCCGAAAUUAUGAAAUCUGAUAUGGGACCCCAUCCUUUGCUGAAGGACACAUCAUAAUGUCAGGCUCUUGUGUACUUAUCCCAGUGCUAUAUAUGUUGCAUUUCUUCAUAACAUCUUUAUCUUCUGACCUCGCAGCUCAGCUUCUCUUAGCUCGUGUUGUGUCUUAAUGCACGUGGAGUGCUGGACAUUUAUGUCUAGACGUUCAUAUCUAUCUACAUACACAAGAGUAUUGUUUGUAGUGUUAUGUGUCUGUUCAGAUACUGUCUAUUCUCCUAGAUUAGGCCAAAGAUGUAUUUUAUUGUGUUUAAUUCUUCAGCCUGCAGCAGCACCAUAGGCACAGUUGGUGGGUCCUCACUAUCUGUCGAGACUAACAUCCAUAGUGAAGAACCAAAAAUCCAAGAUUAUUCAAAUAACUUCACCUCCCUAAGAUUCUGUCACAGGUUCAAGGGUGACAGCUGUCAAACCAUGGCCCAGGCAUGCUAUAAACACUCCAUCUCUAGUCUUUUGUUUUAUAUCACACAAGCAAAAGGUACUAAAUUAUUUAAACCCAAUCAUAUUCGGCUACCCUGGUCUUCCUUUUGAAGCUACCGUGUCCUCUGUCUCUGUAUGAGGGCAGUUAUUUCCACAUCUUGGUUUGAGAGCCUUCUCUUUCCCUAUUUUGGAGUUUGUUGCUAAUUUGGGAGGUUUGUAGACUUCAUUGACCCACACUCCUAAAAGAUCCAGUCAUUUUAACAUAUCCAUCCAUCCAUUAUCCAACCCACUAUAUCCUAUCUACAGGGUCACGGGGGUCUGCUGGAGCCAAUCCCAGCCAACACAGGGCGCAAGGCAGGAAACAAACCCUGGGUAGGGCGCGCGCACACACACACACAAACCAAGCACACACUAGGAUCAAUUUAGAAACGCCAAUCCACCUAAUCUGCAUGUCUUUGGACUGUGGGAGGAAACCAGAGCACCCAGAGGAAACCCAUGCAGACACGGGGAGAACAUGCAACCUCCACACAGGGAGGACCCGGGAGGUGAACCCGGGUCUCUUAACUGCGAGGCAGCAGCACUACACACUGCGCUACCAUGCCGCCCUAUGUGUUCAUAUUUUAUGCAUGCUAUCAGAAGCUUUUCAGGAACAAUGAUAGGUUUCCUUCAUGUGCAGUAAAUGUACACAUACAGGUGUGUCCAGGUAUUUCCUGCAUUAACUGUAGCAGCCUUUAGCUCUCUUGGAGCCUCGUCUUUGUGUGUAUAUGUAUUGUAGGAUUCUCAGGAGGUUGUGGUGAAGUAAGAUGUAUGGUAAAAGUAACAGCAAGAGCAUUCUACACAUGUCCCCAUUUUCAAAUGAGCUGUUGGGUUCUUUGGGUAGGAAGGGCUUCACUCUGUUGGGCUGCAGCUGCCCUGAGCUUUGGAUGGGACAGAAUUUUCUCUCAAGGCUCCCUAGCAGGGACUAUUCAGGGGAGUGUCAACACAGCUUAAUGACUUAGAUGGCACACAUCUUCAAAGCUGAUUAUAUGAAUUUCCUAUAGUCCGUCACCCAAUGCUGCCAAGGUAGGCUCUGGUGUCUACGUGAUCCUGAACUGGAUUAAGUGGGUUUGAUAAUAAAUGGAUGGAGGGAUUACAUGGGGAAUGUGACUUAGUUAGAAAGAGUAUAUUGUUUAUCCUCUAAACCUCCUACUGUAAGAAUACAAAAAUCUGCAGUAUUAUAUUGUAAAUGUCGGAUGAUAUCUGAUAUCAUUAAAGGUAUUUGCUGAAAUGUUCAGCCCACAUAUAACAAAAUAAAGCAAAAUGAGGAGAAGGACUGUCCUCUAGCUUUACCUGACUGCGCUUGCUGCUGUAGGGCAUCUUACAAUGUGCGAGAUGCCAUAGGAAAGUAUUCUGCAACACAUUAUACAAUCAGAUUUGGAUUAUGCUAUACUUAAUGGCACAAUGUACCUAGUGUAUUAUUAAUCUAUCUAUAUCAAUAUAUAUAUCAGUCCAUCCAUAUGCAUAUUGAAACUUUCAGAAUGAUCACUGCAAUUAAUUUUGCAUAAAGGUAAAAGGUUCUUUUUUGUGUGUAUUUUAUUAAUCAUUCCAUUUUUGUGUUAUAUGAUGUCAUUGACAUUGAGCAUGCAAGUUAACAGAAAAUGGUAUAUUUAUAAAAAUCUUAAAUAAGACCUUAUUAUUAUUAUAUAAUUAUUAUAUACAGUACAUCUUAUAUUAUUAUACUUUUUCAAAAUGUGUGAAAAUAAGGUAUGUGAAAACUACCUGCUUUAGAAUUCAAUUUUAUUAUUUCUAAAUAUGUAUUUUGCAGAUGCUUUUAUACUAGGUGACUUACAAAUUUAAGAUAGGUUAUGACAGUUUAAGGCAAUUUUUUUUUUUGACAUUUGGAGCCUAGCAGGAUAAGUCACACAGUUAAGAAAAAUGGUAAAUAAACUGCCAUCCUUAAAGUCUCAGAACCACUGGAAGCAAAAGAUGACUAGGAAUUCAUAAGCAGUGAUGGGCUGGGGGCUUUAUGAAUUGUGCAUUAAUACAAAAUAACAGUAUUAUUUAAGUAGGGCCUUUAAUUGAAAAAUAUUCAUAAUGUGUUUUCAACCCAUUUUUUUUAUUGUAUUGGUAGGGUGGCAUGACGGCACAGUGAUUAGCACUACUGCCUCACAGCUCCAGAGCACUGGGGGUUUGGAGUUUGCACAUUACCCAACCUCAUCUGUAUGGAUUGUCCUCUCACAUCCUAAAAUGUAUUAUUAUUAUUAUUACUAUUAUUAAAGAAGUGUGUGUGGGGUUGAUUGCCAUCUCUAAGUUGGUUCAGUGUGCCCUGCUGUGGACUCCUUGUUGUCCUGACCAUUGCAGGCUUUUUCAUAAAAGGUCGAGAAAGUCCUAAUAAAUAGAUAAGGUAACAAGAGAUUUAAGGGAUACUUACUGAUGGGAAGUUAGAUUUAGCCAAAGUCCACUUCAGUUAAGGUCCAAAGAUCAUAUGCCAAAGUUCAAAGGAGAUCACUAAGUUCAAAGUCAUUAAAAAUACCAAAGUUGUAACCAGGAGAAUGUCAGAAAAGACCGACAUCACGGCAGGCAGCGGAUUUACGGCUACAAAAAUUCAAAGAGAAAGGCGACUUCGACCAACAUCGCGGCAGGGUCCGUCCGAAGCCGAACGCGCAGUCGCCUUCUGCGCAUGUCCGAAGCCGAAUGCGCAGUCGCCUUUUGCGCAGCUGCCCGAAAAACCUUACGAGACCAACAUCGUGGCAGGCGGCGGAUUUACGGCCGCGAAAAUGCAAAGAGAAAGGCGACUUCGAUUGAAGCUCUAGAGGCCUGAAAGGCGGUUUCGACUACAGCUCCAGGCCUAAUUACACAUUCAUUCAAUACACCUAUAAUCAGGUUUGUGGUGCUUAUACUUAUUACUUACUAUUCCAUUCGUGCCCGUUUCAUCUUAUGUUGUCGAAAUGGGCUCUUUAUCUGUUCUUAUAUAUAAGCGUCUACGUGUGGAAGUGUGUGUCUGUCUGUGACCGGAAGUGUGAGGCUACAGCAUGAAGCUCAAAGAAAGAACCGCAGAGAAAAGAGAAAGUCACUUAGCCGCUGAUACACAAGUGAGGCGAGCACAUCGGCAAAACAAAACCUCAGAGGAGAGAGAAAGUCACUUAGCCGCUGAUAGACAACGGAGGUGAGCACAUCGGAAAACCAAACCACCAAGGGCAGAGAACCUCACUUAGCCACUGAUACACAAGCCAGGGUAGCACGUUGGCAAAACGAAACCACCAAGGAAAGAGAACCUCGUUUAGUCGCUAAUGCGCAGCCGAUGCGAUAGAUUAAUUAAUGUACCAGAAUCCAUGGUUUCUAGGAGCCUGGGCUUUUUACAGCACGGGCUUACACAGCUAGUAAAUAAUAAUGGGGGAUAGACAGAGAUAGGGACUGUUCUGAUCUCUUUAGGGAGGUUUGUAGACUUCAUUGACGCCCCACUCCUAAAAGAUCCAGUCAUUUUAACAUAUGUGUUCAUAUUUUAUGCAGGCUAUCCGAAGCUUGUCAGAAACAAUGAUAGGUUUCCUUCAUGUGCAGUAAAUGAUAAACCGAUAAUAUAAUUAGUUUAAGUUACAGAAUGCAGAAGACUACAAUAAAAAUGUAUAGCAAGUCAAAUACAUUGGUUUCAGACAGUAAAAUAAAAUAAUUGCAUAUCUUUACACAUAAACAACAGAUAACAUUAAAAAAUGGAAUGAUGUGAAUAUCUUACAUUUUUUUAAUGGGACAGGACAAUUAUUUUUUCCAUGAUAAGAAAUCAUUUUAUAGUAAUCAUUUUUUAUAUUACUUCCUUAGUAAUACUUAUUAUUUUUCUGUAUAUAUUUUUAUAUACAAAAAAUGAAAAUCAUCAAAAAUAAAAAAGUGGUACAGGUGGGACUCAUACCGCCGACAAACAGUCAGACAUGUUACUAUUUAUGGUAUUCUGCUAUCUCAACACUACGAUUGUCCUUUCUUACAAUGAAAUACAAAACAUCAUUAUGGUUUUCUUCAAUUUCUACACAAUUAUGGGAAUUUUUUGGUGAAGUUGGAUUUUUCUAGGCCUCGGUCAUGGUAUCCAUCCAUUAAUUAAAUCACAGUGUCCUGUGAGCAAGGCCAGAUUAAGACCCCCGCUGGCUCCUGGGUGACUUUGCUCCUUAACAGAGAGUUGAUGAAGCUUUUUAAGAUGCAGGGCUUGUACAUCGAGUCAUUUCAUGCAGUGCAUUAUAUCUCACUCUUGAUUUCAGCAUCAGACUUGCUUCAUUAUCUCCCUUUAUCAUUUCGGCUCACGGAUACUCCGUUCUUUCAUCAAGCGUUGUUUGGUUCAAAGGCUCCUUGCCAUCACGGGCCCAUGGAUACCCACCUAGAACACCUUGAUGUUAUAUCUGGGCAGUAUAUACUGCUUUAUUUCUGUCCCUGCUGAAUCGGAUUUGAAAAUAAAUGAGUUCACUGAUAGUCAAAGAAAUUCUCAUUUUCUUUGUUAAGCUGUACGAGGUGGACAAUAUAAUAGAAACACAGUAUGAAAAGAUAGUAACUGUAGUAACUAAGCAGGAGUAACAAAGAGAACUACACCUGCUGCCCCACUGGCUUUCCUGACCAGGAUGUUGCCUGUUUGUUCGGGAGGCUGCCCACUCGAUUGAAACCAUAAAAUCAAGCACUUGCCUUUCUUCUUGUUCCUUUUCUCAUUGUAGCUUUGGUCUCCUUCUUCCCUUUCAGAAAGCCCUCACAUAAGUCCACACUUGACUUGAACAUUAUUCUAGCACUGGCAGAAAGCUGUCUUUACUGUAUACUCCAAUCUGGUGUUUUUCCUAGAGUCAGUUUUGUGCCUAUAAGCUGCAGAACCACCAGAUCAGAAUUCUGUCUGCUGGCCUCUGGUAUCCUUCAGUCUUUGAGUCAUGACUUUCACUGAAACUGCCAGGCCUUAAAGGUGGCUUCAUAGCUGCUGGCCAUUUCAAAUUGGCAUUAUGGCUGUCACCCUUGGUAGAACAGAACCAGAGUUGUGUCAGCUGUCGAUGACCUCGUUUUUAUCGCUUUCUCUUAGUCCAGUAGGGACACAUAGUACUUGCUUUCCAUCCCUUACUGGGGACUGACCUCUGCCUUGUGACAUCUUGGUGUCACUUUUGCUCCCCAUAGUCCUAUACACCAGGAGUCGCCAACUCCGGUCCUGAAGGACCAUCAUGGCUGUAGGUUUUCAUUCUAGUCCUUUUCUUAAUGAGUGACCUGUUUUUGCUGCUAAUUAACUUCUUUUGAAUUCAUUUUAAUUGACUUGUUCUUGAAGACUCAGACCCCUUAAUUGUUUCUUUUUCCUUAAUUAGCAUCCAAACAAUAAUGAGAUACAAAAUGAGCCAAAACAACUGGUGUCCAUCAUACAAUAUCUGAAAAUAAAGAAAAAAGAAGCUCUAUGGAAUGCUGAUCUGCUCAGGUCCACCAAAAAUUUUACCAGCGCUCUUAGAAAGAGAAAAUCAACAAUUUCAGAAAUGUCUGCUAAUGCACUACGAGCGCAGCAACAAAGCCACAAAAUUAAGGAACGGGUUUAAUUAACGACAAGAAUCGGCGCCUCAUUAAGCAGCUGGCUGGAGUGAAAUUGGUUGAAGUUUGAGGCCCUGACUUAGUUGGUCUUCUCUUGGCUCCUUCACUUCACAUUUCAUUUCUGUUUGGGUGCCAUUUAAGGAAAGAAAUGAAGCAAUUCAAAGAAACAAUCAGGGGAACAAAUCUUAAAAGAGAAGUCCAUUAAAAUGAAUUCACAAAAAGUUAAUUAGCAGCACAAACAGGGCGCUCAUUAAAAAAAGGGGUUAGAAUGAAAACCUGUAGCCACGGUGGUCAUCCAGGACCGGACUUGGUGACCCCUGCUAUA